AUGUUCAUUAUUGAUGAAAUACACUUCCUGCCGCCUACGCCGCCAGUCUAUGACAUACUUGGGGGCGCCGGAUCAUAUGGUGCUCUCGGAGCCCGUCUCUUCUCACCCCCUCCAUGCGCCUCUUCUGUGGGUUGGAUUGUCGACAAGGGCUCCGACUUUCCGAAGUCUUUGGGUGACCUCAUCAGCAGCUGGGGAACCUCUGUUGUGCUCCGUGAUGACCCUGAGCGCCUGACCACGCGCGGAUGGAACGGGUAUGAAAGUGCCGAAAAGCGUGCUUUCAGAUACACAACCCCAAAGAAACGUCUCACCGCCAACGAUUUGACACCCCAUCUGCUACUUUCCAAGUCUUUUCAUCUUAUCUGCUCCCCAGCUAGAUGCAGAGAUUUGGUGACAGAGAUUACCUCGUCCCGCAAGCGUGUAUGUCCACCGGAUGUGUACACUAAACCCAUUUUCAUAUGGGAACCCGUACCGGACCUAUGUACGCCCGAUGAACUUCUCAAUUGUACGAAUACCCUACCUCUUGUCGACAUCUGUAGUCCGAACCACUCCGAGCUGGCGGGUUUCAUGGGAGACGAUGGCUUGGACGCGGAAACCGGCGAGAUAUCCAAGACAGCUGUCGAAAGAUCCUGCGAGCAGCUCCUCGCCAGCAUGCCUCUUUCAUCCUUCACGCUUGUCAUCCGUGCUGGCGACAAAGGUUGCUAUAUCGCUCGGAAUGGGGGUCGCAAGCGCCAGCCAAAGACAAAAGACGGCAUAGGCUCGAAGCGUCGCCGAAAGGAUUACACGAGAGGCGGUCUACAGCCCGACACCGACAUGGAAGCAUUGUUCGCCGGCCUGCUUCAGGAUGACGAAGGUGUUGUUGUUCGCGAAGAGAUUGAGGUGGAUUCCGGCAUGGAGCAGUGGAUUCCUGCUGUGCAUAACGACCCCGCCAAGGUACUAGAUCCAACUGGUGGCGGCAACACAUUCUUGGGCGGCCUCGCCGUUGCGCUCGCAAGGGGCAAGAACGUCGAGGAGGCUGCAUUGUGGGGGAGCGUCGCUGCCAGCUUUGCUAUCGAACAAGUGGGCUUGCCUCAAAUGGGCCAGGACGACGAGGGUAACGAGAUUUGGAAUGGCGUCAGGGUGGAAGACCGGCUUGCUGAAUUCAAAAGUCGUUUGUAG
This is a messenger RNA of Colletotrichum graminicola M1.001, 1155 nucleotides long. RefSeq lists its product as uncharacterized. Lineage: Eukaryota; Fungi; Ascomycota; Sordariomycetes; Glomerellales; Glomerellaceae. The transcript has 2 exons. The record is from RefSeq and is a predicted model, not a curated record. Bases 1 to 1155 code for a protein of 384 amino acids.